AUGGGGGCCCCGGGCUUGCACACCACAAGCCAUGAGGCACACAUUGGGGUGCUGGGGGGGUCCCCGAGCUGUGCACAUCAAGGGUGGAACCCACAGGGCACAUUCCUUGUGUCCCUGGGGCAGUGGCCCUACUGCCGCAAGCGCUGCUCCUACUACAACUUCAACAAGUACGUGGUGCCGGUGGUGGACGAGGUGGCCGUGGGCUCCUGCCUGGUGCGGGAGGCUCGCACCCUGCUCCGCCUCAGCCAGGUGCAGAGCGUCACCUCCGUCUUCUUUGGUGGGGGCACCCCCAGCCUGGCCAGCCCCGGUACGGUGGCGGCGGUGCUGGAGGCCAUCGCGGGGGCUGCCCACCUCCCCGCCGACGCCGAGGUGACGCUGGAGGCCAACCCCAGCUCUGCCAGCCCCCAGCGCCUCCAGGGCUUCAGGGCGGCCGGCGUCAACCGCCUCUCCAUCGGCGUCCAGUCGCUGGAUGAUGCCGAGCUGCGGCUGCUGGGCCGGGAGCACACGGCGGCGGAGGCACGGGGGGCUGUGGAGGCGGCGCGGGGGCUCUUCCCCGGCCGGACCUCCAUCGACCUCAUCUUUGGGCUGCCGGGGCAAAGCCGGGACGCCUGGUCCCAGGGACUGGAGGCGGCGCUGGGGCUCUGCGACGACCACCUCUCCCUCUACCAGCUGACGCUGGAGCGGGGCACGGCGCUGGCGGCGCGGGUUUUCGGGGGGGACCUGCCCACCCCCUCCCAGGACCUCGUGGCUGACAUGUACCACACCGCCUGCGCCGCGCUGCUGUCGGCCGGCUUCCGACACUACGAGGUCUCCAAUUUUGCAAGGAAGGGCGCCCUCAGCACCCACAACCUCUCCUACUGGCAGGCUGAGCAGUACAUCGGCGUGGGACCGGGGGCGCACGGGCGGUUCGUGCCGUGGGGUGAAGGCGGCUGCAGGCGGGAGGCCCGUGUCCAGACGCUGGAGCCUGACGCCUGGAUGUGGGAGGUGCAGAGCCAGGGCCAUGGCACCCGGCGGCGGGUGGUGCUGAGCCCGCUGGAGCAGCUGGAGGAGGUGCUGGUCCUGGGGCUGCGUACGGACGAGGGUGUUCCACACGAGGUGAGGAGCAGCGUCGGGGGGGAAUGGACACCCACCCACGGUCGUUGCACCGCCCCCCGGAAGCGGUACCAUAGAGAGGGGCGGGAGGAGCCGCUCUAG
Messenger RNA from Calidris pugnax (ruff), 1194 nucleotides. It is a transcript of the gene RSAD1, whose product is annotated as radical S-adenosyl methionine domain containing 1. Gene Ontology annotation, molecular function: coproporphyrinogen oxidase activity; 4 iron, 4 sulfur cluster binding. The record is from RefSeq and is a predicted model, not a curated record. The transcript is spliced from 9 exons. Gene Ontology annotation, biological process: porphyrin-containing compound biosynthetic process. Lineage: Eukaryota; Metazoa; Chordata; Aves; Charadriiformes; Scolopacidae. Gene Ontology annotation, cellular component: cytoplasm. The coding region runs from base 1 to 1194 and encodes 397 amino acids.